Molecule: messenger RNA, 6103 nt
Organism: Marmota monax (woodchuck)
Lineage: Eukaryota; Metazoa; Chordata; Mammalia; Rodentia; Sciuridae
Gene: Dcaf7
Product: DDB1 and CUL4 associated factor 7
Exons: 7
Coding region: 233-1261 (342 amino acids)
Cellular component (GO): nucleus
Molecular function (GO): protein binding
Source: RefSeq, a predicted model, not a curated record
CGGCAUCCCAAACGGAAGGUGGUGGUUGUCGGUGCCCAAGCAGGUUUGAAACUGGGGGUCGGGCCGGGCCGUCGUUGUUUGUAGCCGCUGCCCCUCUUCCGGGCUAGGCCGUUCCUGCCCGCCCCGCCUCCCUUCCGAUUCCUGCGUCCCAGGCCCGGCUCCCCGCCCGACUCGUACCCCACCAGCCGCAGCCCGCCGCAGCCCCCUCCCGCUCUGCGGCCCCGCGGCCACGAUGUCCCUUCACGGCAAACGGAAGGAGAUCUACAAGUAUGAAGCGCCCUGGACCGUCUACGCAAUGAACUGGAGCGUGCGGCCAGACAAGCGCUUUCGCCUGGCGCUGGGCAGCUUCGUGGAGGAGUACAACAACAAGGUUCAGCUUGUUGGUUUAGAUGAGGAAAGUUCGGAGUUUAUUUGCCGAAACACCUUUGACCAUCCAUAUCCCACCACAAAACUCAUGUGGAUCCCUGACACAAAGGGCGUCUAUCCAGACCUACUGGCGACAAGUGGUGACUAUCUCCGAGUGUGGAGGGUUGGAGAAACAGAGACCAGGCUGGAAUGUUUGCUAAACAAUAACAAGAACUCGGAUUUCUGUGCCCCCCUGACCUCCUUUGACUGGAAUGAGGUGGAUCCUUAUCUUUUAGGUACCUCAAGCAUCGACACAACUUGCACCAUCUGGGGACUGGAGACAGGGCAGGUGUUGGGGCGAGUGAAUCUUGUGUCUGGCCAUGUGAAGACCCAGCUGAUCGCACAUGACAAAGAGGUCUAUGAUAUUGCAUUUAGCCGAGCUGGGGGUGGCAGGGAUAUGUUUGCCUCUGUGGGUGCCGAUGGCUCAGUGCGGAUGUUUGACCUCCGCCAUCUGGAACACAGCACCAUCAUUUAUGAAGACCCACAGCAUCACCCACUUCUUCGCCUCUGCUGGAACAAGCAGGACCCUAACUAUCUGGCCACCAUGGCCAUGGAUGGAAUGGAGGUGGUGAUUCUGGAUGUCCGAGUUCCCUGCACACCUGUUGCCAGGUUAAACAACCACCGAGCAUGUGUCAAUGGCAUUGCUUGGGCCCCACAUUCAUCCUGCCACAUCUGCACUGCAGCGGAUGACCAUCAGGCUCUCAUCUGGGACAUCCAGCAAAUGCCCCGGGCCAUCGAGGACCCUAUCCUGGCCUACACAGCCGAAGGAGAGAUCAACAAUGUGCAGUGGGCAUCCACUCAGCCCGACUGGAUUGCCAUAUGCUACAACAACUGCCUGGAGAUACUCCGAGUGUAGUGUUGGUGGCACCUCACCCACAAGGCAGGGGCCUCUGUGUUUCCCGUCUCUGCCCCACCCCAAGUAAGAAGAAACAUGUUUCCAGUGGCCAGUAUGUGUAUUGUUGCUUUGCACCCACUGUUUCCAAAAGCUGCUCUAGGAGUUCCCGGCCAGUCACCCCUCACUCUCUGUGCCGGACUCAGUGCUAUGUGGCUCCUCCUCAGCCCAGGGCUGAGUUUUACUGUUUUCUCUCCUUUCUUCUUCUCCUUUGCUGCCUCAAUUAAACAUUUCUGUAUAUUUGUUUGUCAUCUGUUGUGUUAAUGAGCACUGGCUCUGUUGUAUCCAUCUGCCCUAGCUGUCUCUAUCUGUUUGCUGCCCAAGGCAGCAGUCCAUGUCUUCCCCAUCCAUGUCCAUGUUAGCACUUAAGCGGGAACAAAUUCAAAGUUGUCUUUUCUCCUGGUAUCAGUGUCUUCAACAAAUCUCACUUUGUGCAUUUUUUAUCUAUCAGGCUAAUUUUUUAAUGAAAAGAAUUCCAUUCUUCCUGGUUUCUUCCUUUGUUUCAUAGUCCUCUGUUUUUGCACCUUUCUUUUUUCCCUCAGUGCCUGGAAUGGGUACUGGGUCCUUGAUCCCAUGAGCAGUUUACCUUCCUGAGUCACUGCUUGAGUGGCAUACAUCCGACCAGGAAUCUCAAACUGCCCUGGUGCUCUGAAGUCCACCGACUCCUCAAACUUUUCUCAACCUGGCCAUUUUCAAGGCCAUUGUGGGCUCCAGGACAGAUGUAGGAGGCCUCUGUUACACUCUGAAAUUCUUGUGUCAGGCCCUAUUAGGUACCUUUGGGCACUUGUUAGAACUGAGAUAGGCAGGUACCUGGAAGGACCAGGCUAAAGGGGAAUUGUUUCAGGAAAAGUGAAUUGAGAUUAUGUUUUUAAUACCUAGUUCCAGAGUCUGUUUUUCCCUCCAGACGUAAACCCUGGGCUGCUCCAUUUCAGAAAUGAAUGAGAGGCAGGAAUGAUCUCUAAGCUGAACUUGGGUAUUGGUUUCUUGAGCUUCCUGUGCCUGAUGGGAUAUUGGCCCCUCUGGAUUGAGUGCUCUGAACAAGCACCUUCCUGAGAGAUAUCGUCCAUGCAUCUGACCUUGAGCGAGAUCAUUAGAGUAGGGGAUACAGGCAGUUCAUAAGGGAUGGACUAAUCUGCUGUGAUGAUCCCAGGCCAUCAAGUAAAUAGCCAUAAAAGAAUCACAGGCUCCAGGGUCAGCUAGCUAAGAGAUCUACCCUUAUCUGUCAAACUCACCUUCACCCAGUUUACCUCUGAGCAGUAUUGGACUUGUAGUCUGAGUUGUCUUUGUUGACUUACAGGUCACAAAUGUCAGUUUCCGUUACAUGAAUGGGUUUCACAGAAGAGGCUUGUGUGUAAUUCCAACUUUGGAUGAGCCCUUAGGGUGGCCACAGUUUGUAAUGUGCUCUGAGGAGAGUUCACCUAGCUUGUCAGGCUCUACCAAGUGCCUGAAGGUUUUUUAGACUGAGUUGCUUGUCUGAGAUUAGGAGAGUAGCAGGUCUAGAGGCCAGUGGUUUUGUCCUCUUGGGAUCUCACCAAAAAAUAAAAGUUAACUUCAUUCUUCUGAGCCCUUAAACUCUUAUGGUUGUCUUUCUUUUCCACCACUGAUGGAGUAGUAUGCCAAAAGUCAUAGCUUGCUUUACCACACAGGGGCUUGUCCCAUAGGAGAGCCUUUUCUAGUUGGGGUAUUUCAGCCUUGUCCUUCUUACUUUAUCAUUCUGAUUUGGGGAUCUGUUUGGCCAUCUACUUGAGGUUGACUUUUCUGCAUUUACCACCAGCUUUGCACUGUAUCAUUUGAAGAUGUAGAGUGAGCAAUUCUUGGUUGACCCUCCUUCUCUGCUUUUAAUUGUGUUUGCUAGUGGUUAUGGGGUCUUCUCUAAAGGUAGCAAGUCCAGCUGAUGGCUAUUGCUCUAGGAGGCCCCCAGUUUCUUUCUGUGGAGAGAAUCUGCAAAGUGGUAGCAAGGGCUGGUCUUGCUGGGGAUGGCCUAUCUCUAUUGAGUUCUUUUUUUUUUUUUUUUGAGACAGGGUUUUGCUAUGUUGCCCAAGCUGGUCUCAAACUUAGCCUCCCAAGUGGCUAGGACUACAGGCACACGCCACCAUGCCCAGCUUCCACUGUGGACUUAAACCUGGUCUGAGUGGCAAGGAGAUUUAUUAACUGGAACUCAAAAAUAGUAAUUCAGAAAAUAUAAUUAGCAAUAGUUAUUAAAAUAGGUUUUGAUGACGUAGCUAUUUACCCAGGAAACCACCUACUUCUGAUGUUUUUUUCCCUCCUUGCCCUAUGGACUUCCAGACCUGUCAUUUUGCUGUAGGCCCUGAAGUGCAGUCCUACUCUUCUGUGCCCCACUUGGAACAAAAUUGAGACUUCACUCUUGCUUCUCUUAGCAAACACAUAUACACGCAGUUGCCAGGUUACUGGUAUUUUAAAGAUCCGGGUCUCUCACCCUCCCAUCAGGAACAUGGCCUUAUGGCUGAGGUGGGGAUUUCUGUAGUGUGAGGAUGUAGAAAGUCUUGAAGUUUUCGUUUCUAAAGCAGAUCUCUUUAAUUGGUUUUGGUUCUCAAAAUGACAGUCAACAAGGGGGCUCCUGAUCUGCUCUUCUUGAGAUGCUGCUAGGACUUCACUAGGGAGGCCACAGAGGCAUCUCUGAGCUCUGGUAGCUGUGAUGGCCCUUUGACUUAUCUUGGCAGGCUGAGCUUCAGGUGUCUCUGCUUCCCAGGAAGGGUGGAAUGCUGAGUCAGUUAGACCUCAGGUCUCUUAACAAUCAGAGAGCUAAGCUGGUGAGUCCAAGGCAUUCAGUGGCUUGAAUGAUGGACUCAGGAAGUUGAAGUCCUCUCCUUCCAGGGAGGAAUGAGCCUGCAAGGUUAGGACUUGAAGAGAAAUGAUAUUUGAUGACUGGUGAGAAUUCCAUAUAGAAUCAGGUUCAGCUCAGAAAAUUGGCUAAGAUUCAGGAAGAACAACAACAACAACAACAACAAAAAUUCAGAGUCCUACAAUGUGUUUACAAUAGUAGAAAUUUUAGGAGGAAAUUUUGGACAUGGGAAAAAGUGGUGUUUCUGUGGAUGAAAAGAGGCAUGUUAGAGGGCAUUUUAGAUCUGAAGUAGGGAUUCAGAGAGUGUUUUGUGGCUGUGGAAUGAGGCUGCCCUCAGCCUGAAACAACUAAGAGCUCUACCCACACUUGUUAAACUCGCCCCUGAGCAGUAUUGAACUUGAAGUCUGCCUUCCUGGACUAAUCAGUGGUGCUGGAUAGCUAUGAGACAGGAUGACGGCUCAGGUCAGAGGGGCCCCCUCCCUGCAGCAGGCAGCCAUAGGCAAUGUCUGGUGGGUGAUAAGAAUCCACAAGCAUUGCAUGUCCUGUGACCAUUCCAGACCAUGGUUCUUCUUGAUUGUAUUGCACAGAGGUGAUAAGCAGUCAUAUUUCCCUCCUCCUUUUUGUUUUCUUUUUUCUACUCCUUACCUUUCUUCUAUAGAACCUUCUCCCUGCUGCAGCCUGGACUCUAGAUUCCUAGGCUCUAAGGACAUACAAGAACUGCAGGGUUUACCAAAUGUGGGAGGGCUUCUAGAUUGCCCUUCACUUCCCCAUUUUAAGAAUGUGACAUCUCUGGUCUGUCUGCCUUGGGGUAGAGAACUGACCCAAACACAGAGAAUUGAAGUAGAGCCUUUUCCUUUUACUGUCUGCACUCCAGGAUGAGAAAAGAGGGUCAUGAUUGAUGCUUAGGUUGAGUUUUCUGGGAAGAGAACUGAGCUGAGCAAAGCAAGGUGAACCUGGGCCAGGCUUUCUGAGAGUCAUCUUCUUUGUGCUGGCUGUGCCACUGCUGAGAGUGUCUUAUGUUGCACCUUGCCCACCUCACCCACCUCACCCUAUCCUCCCACUGUUGUCAUUGCUGCUAAUGGUCAAAGUCAAAUAUGUGGCUACAUGGGAUGGGCCAGGUCCUUUUGGACUGCUUUAUCUGGUUGUCAGUUUUUAAAAAUGGAAACAUGCAGGUGCCUUCUGAAAGAGGCUUGGACUGGUAUGUCACACCAGAAACAAAUAAGCUAAAGAAAGUUUGGACUCCAGAAGGAAGAUGGUGACAGUUUGUGUGACAGCUGGAAAACAUACAAGCACCCACAUUUGGGACAAACCAGUGAAGAUGAACUUAUGGUCACAUCUACUAUUUAAAAGAAAGGUUCUCAUCUUGGGUUGAUUGUAGUAUACAGUGUGUUAUGAAAAAUGUUGAGCUGAAGCUUUGACUUGCUUUAGUCCAGUAUAAAUCACUUGCUUUGGUUCCUGUGUAUUUUAUGACCCCUCUGACAGUGAUUUUGCCUCGUUCCCCACCAAGUGUGAAUUUGUAGCAUGAUUGUAUAAGCCUCGAUGUAGAAAAUGGAGAUUUCUUGUUCCCUAAAAUGUUAUCUAACCAGUCUUUCUGUGCCCAUUAGCCUAGUAUGUCUGAACUUAUUUUCUUGUUAUAUAUCUAAAAUUUCCCUCUAUCCUGUAGGUUUUGUGGCAUCCCCUUGUCAGGUGGAGAGGAAGCUGCCCCUUACAGAACUGUACUGUAACUGUUUUUCUUUUAUGAAUAUUAUUUUCACAGGACUGAUUGUACACAGGGCUUGUAAUAAAAUUAUAACACUGUGCUGUGAAACCACACUGAGGAUCUCCACUGAAGGCCACUUCAAAGGCACUUGAAAGUGGAGUGUUUCUAUGACUUUAGUUCUUGUUUCCUAAGUAUAUUAAACCUAAUUUUCACCCUUUCAUUCUGUUUCAGCCUCCUGUAUAAGAAGUACCGUAUUUUCUGCCCAUCAUACUUUGUAAUAAAACUUGAACAUGUAUAGAUUGAA